Malurus melanocephalus (red-backed fairy wren) is the source of this 4466-nucleotide messenger RNA. RefSeq names its product zinc finger protein 282-like. Lineage: Eukaryota; Metazoa; Chordata; Aves; Passeriformes; Maluridae. The transcript has 10 exons. The record is from RefSeq and is a predicted model, not a curated record. The coding region runs from base 254 to 2578 and encodes 774 amino acids. Gene Ontology annotation, biological process: negative regulation of transcription by RNA polymerase II. Gene Ontology annotation, molecular function: DNA-binding transcription repressor activity, RNA polymerase II-specific.
CGGCGGAAGCGGAGGAGGAAGAGGAAGCGGCGCGUCUUGGCGGCAAGGAAAGGCGCAGGGACGGCAGGAGCGGCGGCGGGGAAGGGUCGGUCCCGAGCGGAGCGCUCCGGCUCCGGUCCAGGAGGGACGGGAAGGACCGGGCCGGACCCGGUGUGCGGCAGCGGCCAAACCGGGGCUCUCCUGCCCCUCUCCCUUCCCUUGCCCGGCCCCGGUGCCGCAGGCUCUCGCUGCGCUCCGUGUCUCCGGUGCGGGGAUGGAGCUGGCGGGCGGCAGCACCAUCUCGCUGUGGACCGUGGUGGCGGUSGUGCAGGCGCUGGAGCGCAGCGUGGCCGCACACGCGUCCCGCCUCUUCAGCCUGGAGCACCGUGCCGGGAACAGCGAGAAGAAGCACUUGGACUGCGAGAAAGUGGUCGGGGAGUUGGGGAACCGGCUGGAGAGCAAGUGCGCGGCGCUGGACACCCUCAUCCAGGAGUACGGGCGGCUCCAGCAGCGCCUGGAGAACAUGGAGAACCUGCUGAAGAACAGGAAUCUCUGGAUCCUGCGGCUGCCCUCCGGGAUGGAGGCCCCCAAGGCUCAGGCUGCRGCACUGGAAAGUGAUGCUACUGGCUUUUCCACUCCAGAGUGGGAGAACCUGGAGGAGUGGCAGAAAGAGCUCUAUGGAAAGGUGCUGGCAGGGAAGAAAGAAGCCCUGGUCCUGCUGGAUGAUGUCAUCUCUGAACCUGCCCUCCUGUCCCGGCUCCAGGGAGGAGAAGCACCCUGCAGUGAGGAGGAAGCAGCUCCUGGAGAGAUCCCAGCAGAACCAGAGGCUCUGCUGUUUGAACUCAAUGUGAGCAGCUGGAACAGCACAGAAGCACAGGAAAACCAGGAGGGAAGAACAGAGCUGGCUGAACCUGGACAUGACUGCAGCAUUCCAGAGCCGAGUUUUGCGUUCACCGUGAAGCAGGAAAAGGAGGAAGCACCGUAUGCAAAGGAGCAAGGAGCCAUGGAGGGCAUGGAGUUCUCCGAGCUCGAUGUGGGACCGGACGCCGCUGGACAGAGCGCCCAGGCCCCGGCGGAGGGUGGGCCCCAGCCAAGGGCCUGGAGCUGCGAGGACCUGGACAGGAGAGGGGAUCCCGUGGAGGCCGGCACUGAAAACAGCAUAAUCCAGAUUAAGCGAGAGGAAGAGUUGGGUACUGCAGAUGGAGAGGAGGAGGAGGCUGCAGAAGCUCCUGGARAGCCCUSSCCAGAGCGAGGGUUUUACGAGCCUGAGGCACCCAGUCAGACCAGGAAAGGCAAUGAGAUGGAUGUCAGGGAGCUGCCAGGCACAGAGGGUGAGGAGUUCCCAAGAGAUCCUGACCCAGGAUUUCAAACUUAUGCAACGGAUGUUUCAUCGUGGAUUAAACAAGAGGAGGAGCCACCCUGCCCCGAACAACAGGACUUGGAGAAAGAGAAAAUCUCUGCAGAUCCAAGUACAGAUGACAACGUGAAGAGGGACCAUCCAGCAGAUUGCUUUGGGACCAAUGAUUCAGAGGUACCAAGAAGCCUGGGAGAGGGCUUUCCCAAGGAUCCCAGCCAUGGAGGGACAUGGGACAGUCAGUGGAACUCAGAAAURAUGGAAGCAAACGCCACUGGGAAUGGGAACGGCCUUGGAAGUGAUGCUCAGUACGAUUUCUUUAGUGCUCAGGAGAAGAGCCUUGAAAAGAGGCCAUGUGUGUAUAAGUGUGAGAGAAACACCCCACAGCAGGACCAGCCUCUGGCUCCCCAGGGAGAAGGGGAGAUGUUUCCAGGCCCCACAUGUGAAAGGGUGUUCUCUUUGCUGCACUCCCACCCGGGAGAGACGGGAAUGGGCCCUGGAGAGACAGGAAUGGGCCCAGGAGAGACGGGAAUGGGUCCGGGAGAGACGGGAAUGGGUCCGGGAGAGACGGGAAUGGGCCCGGGAGAGAUGGGAAUGGGCCUGAGAGAGACUGGAAUGGGCCCGGGAGAGAUGGGAAUGGGCCCAGGAGAGAUGGGAAUGGGCCCAGGAGAGAUGGGAAUGGGCCCAGGAGAGACUGGAAUGGGUCCGGGAGCCGCUUUCACCUCCUGUGAGGGGCCGGGGCCCCGCUCCAAGUGUGGAGAGACUGCCCUGGGCACAGCCAGGCCCUGGGAGCAGGACAGGCUGGGUGCAGAGGAACCUGCUGAGAACGAGGAGAGCUUCCCCAGGGACACRGCAGGAGCCAGCCCCUGCUGGGAGCCACCCGUGGCCCGGGGGAGCCCAGCCCAGCCCCAGAGCCAGGGCCGGGGCAAAUCCUACAUUUGCAGCGCCUGUGGAAAAAACUUCGUGUGCCAUUCCUGGCUCGUUAGGCACCAGACAAGUCACACGGGAGAGAGGCCCUACAAGUGCUCCAAGUGUGACAAAACCUACAGGAGGAAGGAUUACCUCCUGAACCACCAGCGCCGGCACACGGGAGAGAGGCUUUUCCACUGUCCUCUCUGCAGCAAAAGGUUUGUGCUCAAGAGGAGCCUGCUGAAGCAUCAGGAAGGUCACAUGCAGGACACACACGUGCCGCUGGUCAGCUGGUCCUGCAGGAACAUCGGGGGCUCCGAGAUGCAUUCCAUAUAGGACAUCCCUCACAGUCCCCUCAGUGUCCCCUCGCUGGGCCAGGGCAGCACCCCCAGCUCUGUGACAGGCUGUGGCAGCAGGAGGAGGCUGUGGAACGGCCAUCCCGAGCCCCUCCCAGGAAAAUGGAGGUGGUUGGGGGUUAUUUUCCACGUUAGACAGCAUUCACCGGUGCCUGUGGAUUUGGGGAGGUGUUGGAGUCUGGAGGUCCUGCUGGCUCUGAAUGGGGGAGAGAAAUCACGUUGACAAUGGGAACAAUUUGUGAUGUGUGUUACCAAGAAGAGUUGCCUGAAUAGAGAGCAAAUGUYUGAACUGUUAUCCCAGGAGUCCGGAGUCUUUGGGCUGGGCUGGGAACAAGUGAGUUAAAGAGAUGUUAACUGUCCAUUAAAUGAGUGAAACAGUCAGGAAACCCACUUGGGUGAAAUGCUUUGGGAAAGGAAGUGUUGUCCCUGUGGCAAACAGAAGGAAGGCUGCAGAGCCUGAGAGGCAGUUUAUUCCCACUGUUAAAUCCUGGGGCUCCACGCUGAACCCCAAGGGAGAAUUCCUGAAGGGUGAGAUCCUUACUGGGAGUUGUAAAAUGAUUGGGGAAGCCUGGAAUAGGGUUUCAAUUUUACACAGCCUUGAAAUUGUGUUGCAUUUAUUUUCCCACAUUGUUACCAGUCUUCUGUGYUUGUUCAAUUUUCCAAAUCCUGUGAAAGCAGAACAUGGAGAUGCUGCAGAACUCUGGGAAACAAGGAGUUAAUGAGCUGUUGUGUCCCAAACACUGAUAACAAGAUCUGCUGGGGAGGGGGCCAUGUGGGGGCAGGGCAGCUCUGCUCCUCCAGCCUCCCCUCUGGGUCUGUUGUGUCCCAUUCCCAAGGGGGUAGAAGCUCCCAAGGUCUGUAGAUGCCCGUGGUCAAAAAGGAGUGACAGAUGUUUAGAGGGGUCCAGAAAAGCUCACCAAGUUUUAUUAGCAAAUUCCACGCUCACCACGGGAAUUGGUAUCUCCRCCCUUAUCUUCUGGUAGUAAAAGARAUAAAAAGGUAAAAGGAAAGAGGGAAUAGAAAGGGAAAUCAGAGAGGAGAAGGGGAGGAGAUCACCUGGYUCCAGCAUUGAUCCAGCUGACAAUGUCCAGGAUCSCAGAGGUGCCCCUGUGAACACUGUAUCACCUUUUUAUAGCCAAGUUUUCCCAACCCUGGGGCUAUUUUUUUUCACAGUUGAGCAGACACAAUCCAUCCCUCUGGAUCCUUCUAGRAAUGGUUUUGGGGGUCUUUGGUGGCUUUUAUCCCCUCCAAACUGAUCAAUUUUGUUUGCCUUGUGCUGUUCCAUGCUGUGCUUACCUCCAGGAGCCAGAGCAAGGGUGUCUGUCCCAGAAAAGCGCUCUCCCACCUCYGUGUGCCCCCCUUCUCCAGCCCAAUCCUGUCCUUUCCCAUCUCCAUGGCCCAUUCUGUGUCACACAUAACAGUCCUUGGCUGGCCCUGUAGCUGUUGGUGUUUGAGACACGCACACGGACCCCUUAUCUCCUGGCCUUCUGCAGAAUCCUAAAUGAUAAAUUUAGGCCUGAAGAAUCAUCAGCUUGGGACUCUUAUUUGCUUCAGCAGAAUGCAGGGAAAGAGAUUUACUGGGGAAUUUAGAUAGGAAAAAGCGUGGUAGAGAGAAACAAGACCCAAGAGAGGAAAUAGAAGGGAGGAAAAGAGCUGAAUUAUUGCUGUCAGUGAAAACUGGGCAGCUGUAGAAACAGUUACAGGAAGAAAAUGAGGAAGAAAACCCCAAAACUGGAAAAGAUCAGAGGGGCCAAAAAUACCAGAGGGUCCCCCUCUGCAGCCACACCCUGUUCCAGUUUGUCCCUUGUUAYCCUAUUGGGACACAGCAACAUAUCAACUCUUGGGAUGUACCUGGAAUGCUACACCCC